Setaria italica (foxtail millet) is the source of this 1767-nucleotide messenger RNA. Its product is annotated as D-glycerate 3-kinase, chloroplastic. The transcript has 12 exons. The record is from RefSeq and is a predicted model, not a curated record. Gene Ontology annotation, molecular function: kinase activity; ATP binding. Gene Ontology annotation, biological process: photorespiration. Bases 197 to 1459 code for a protein of 420 amino acids. NCBI's taxonomy places the organism in Eukaryota, Viridiplantae, Streptophyta, Magnoliopsida, Poales, Poaceae. Gene Ontology annotation, cellular component: cytoplasm.
GCGAAAGCGAUCGGCCGCGCGGCGCGGCGCAGGAGCUUCAUCGAGAGGCUGCCCACGCCCCGCGCCCAAUCCUGAAUAAUCCCCUCCGCCCCCUCCAAACCCCACGUCUCCUAGUGCUUGGCGCGACUCCUCGAUUGCUCGCGGGCGCGAGAGGAAGAGACACACAUAGUGGGUGUGUGUGAGAGAGAGAGAGAGGAUGGCGCCGCUACACGCCGCCCCGCCGCCGCCCUCGGCGGCCGCGUCCUCCUCCUCCCCGGCAGCCCCGCUCUUCGUCGCCAGGCCGCACCACCACCGCAGGCCGGCGGCGGCCGCCUCCUGCUCCCUCGCAGUGACCGCCGCCGCCGCUCCAUCGAGAAAAGCGUUCCUUCCAUGCCCGGAUCACAGCCCCGGGCGGUCGCUGGCGGCGCCGCCACGCAUCACCCCGUCGUCGUCCCCGGCGCUCGUCACGUCCGUGCAGGACCUGUACGACUUCAUCUGCAGCGGCCCGCUGGUGGACAGGAUCGGCUACACCAAGGAGAAGAUCGCCGAGUCCAUCGACCGGUGGCUGCGCUGCGGAGGCCAGGUCGCGCGCCUGUUCCGCCUCAACGAGCUCCAGCUGUCGGAGGCCGAGAAGGCCAGGAUAUACCACUUCUACAUCCCCGUCUUCCUCUGGUGCGAGGACCAGGUCAUCGAGCACAGGGCCAAAUACAACGAGGGCGACGAAAUCCCACCAUUGGUGAUCGGGGUCAGCGCUCCUCAAGGAAGUGGAAAGACAACUCUUGUCUUUGCACUUAAUUACCUUUUCCAGGUUGCUGGUAGGAAAUCCACCGUGUUGUCUAUAGAUGACUUCUAUUUGACAGCAAAAGAACAGAAUGAACUGAGGGAUAGAAAUCCUGGAAAUGCUCUUUUAGAGCUCCGUGGAAAUGCUGGGAGCCACGAUCUCCAAUUCUCAGUUGAAACACUUGAGUCACUUACGAAACUAACUAAGGAAGGUAUGAAGAUGAAGGUUCCACGGUAUAACAAGUCUGCUUUUGGGGGAAGAGGUGAUCGGGCUGAUCCUUCAGUGUGGCCGGAGGUUGAAGGGCCCUUAGAGGUUAUUCUCUUUGAAGGAUGGAUGCUUGGAUUUAAACCUCUUCCAAAUGAAGUUGUGAAAGCAGUGGAUCCUCAGCUCGAGGUGGUUAACAAGAACCUAGAAGCAUACUAUGAUGCUUGGGACAGGUUCAUCCAGUCAUGGAUCGUUAUAAAAAUAAGAGAACCCAAUUCUGUAUUCCAGUGGCGGCUGCAGGCAGAGGUAGCCAUGAGAGCAGAUGGAAAACCUGGAAUGUCCGAUGAGGAGGUUAUGGAUUUUGUAUCACGCUACCUACCGGCAUACCAUGCGUAUUUGCCCACACUAUACAAAGAGGGACCAAAUGGUUCAAAACCAGAGCACCUGCUGGUCAUUGACAUAGAUGAAGCGAGGAACCCUAUAUGGGGCAACUGAGGUUCUGAAUUCCUGGUGUACAUGCUGAAAAAGUGAAAAUGGAUUUUUCUGACUCCAUGGUGCAGCUUGAGAUCAAUGAUCUUUAUGAGACUGCUUAUGUCAAGCUAGCACUAUAGGCAUCUUUUUCUCGUGGUUCAAAUAUACGGUGAACCUGUAAAUUACGUGCAUAUCAAAAUUUGUUAUCUACUCCCUCCGUCCUAAAUUGUAGAUUGUUUUUGCUUUUCUAGAUACAUAGAUUUUGCUAUGCACCUGUCCAUAUAUAGAAAAACGACAUACGAUUUGGAAUGCAAGGAAACCAAUUUUUUUUA